AUGGACGUUCGUCAGUGUUGGGAAGAUUUUACGAAAACCAAAUGCCGUCUUUGUUCGAAAGCGCUGAACAAUCCGAGGACUUUACCGUGUCUUCACUCCCUCUGUUUAGCAUGUCUUGAAAACUUGGUGUAUAUUGAUGGCACGCGCCUUCCAGAAGAAACAAGCUGCCCAACUUGCAUGUCGUCAUUCCAAAUCCCCGAAGGAAAAUCAGUCGAUGAUUUGCCCCUUUCUUUUCACUUAGCUCCAUUCAAGGACAUUUUGUCGACGAAAAAAAACCAAAGAGGUGUCAAAUGUUCAAACUGUGUUGAUAGGAAGGCUGCAAUUUCCUAUUGUUAUGUUUGCCGUGAUCAUCUCUGUUUUCGUUGUGAUGAAGCUCACCGCCGUCUGCGAGGCACCCGGAAUCAUCAUAAUAUUCUGGUUGGGAAUGUCCUGUCUUUGCUACAAAGAGCAGCGAUGUGUUCACAGAAAAACCAUCAAGAGGAACAACUAAGUCUCUACUGUCAGCAGUGCCUCAAAUGUGUCUGCCGUGUUUGUCACGAAGAAAGCCAUUCCCGACAUGAUGUUGUGUAUAUCCAAGGAGCAGCCGAAACAGGAAAGCAAGAGAUCAACGAUGCCUUGUUACUCGCAGAAGAUGAGAUCACUGCAUUGAACGAAAAAAUGAAACAAAGUUCUGAAAUCUUUAAAGCUAGGGAAAAAGACAUCAACGCUGCACGUAGAGAUGUAGAAGCAUUUGUGAAACUGUCCAUUCUACAGUUAAAAAAGCACGAGAAAGCCGUGUUGACACAAUUGGAUGACAUUUAUGAAAAACUACAGCAAGGUCAUGCAACGAAACAACGUGAACUGGAGUUGUUGAUCACCCAAUUGAGGAGCCCGGUAGAAUAUGGAAAAAGCAUUCUUAACAGAAGUUGCGAUGUGGAAAUUCUAAACGAACGAGAAAUUGUUAUCACUCGCUGCAUUGACCUUUUGAAUUCAGAAAAUACCGCAUGUGAAUCAUUUCAUUUUCCUUUUGUCAAAUAUAUUAUUGAUGAAGAUAUGUUCAAGUCUGUUAGAGACGUAGGUGCAGAGCAUUUGAUCAUGAGCAACACAGACUCGUCAUGGACAACUGCGUUCGGAGUGGGAUUAAGGGAUCCCUUGGUUGAAAGGCAGACGAGUUUUAAAGUUGUCACAAGGGACUCUCGAGACAAUCAGUGUUAUAAUGAAAAUGAUCUGGUAAAAAUACAUAUUCAGAAUCCAGUGGGAGAAGGAAUGUCAUCCACAAUUAUAGACAAAAGGGACGGAAGAUACAGUGUCACCUUUACCCCAGAAUAUGUUGGUCAACAUGAGGUUAUGAUAACUAUUAAUGGACAACCACUGACUGAUAGUCCUUGGAGUGUUGAAGUGACGGCCCCGCAUCGAUAUCGAAGAAAGGGUCAACUAGGAUCCCAUGGUUUAUUUGAAAAUGGAACCUACUAUACCCCUUGUGGCAUUGCAAUUUGUAAAGCAAGUGGAAUCAUAGCAGUAGCCGAUGAGUCUAGCAAGAGAGUCACCAUUUUUAGCCCUCAAGGAAAGUAUCUGAGACAUUUUGGUGACGUCCGCGAUGCCUCUAAGAAUCUUAAGUGGCCAAAGUCGGUCGCAUUCGAUUCAUCUGGUGAAAUAGUUGUCAUUGAUUCACGUCAGAUGAUACUUUGUUCCAACACAGGCGUGUUUUUGAAGUACUAUGUUAUGGGUGUUGCCUUGCCAGAAUCAGUUUCUGUGUCGAGCAAUGGUCGACUAAUCGUCUGCGACCGAGAGGAAGCUACCGUUAAAAUUCUCCGUGAAGGAGGAGGGCUUGUUAAGUCGUUUUCAAGUGAUCGCACCUUAGAUGGUCAACCCUCUUUUGCCAUUCAUCACAGAAACCAAUUCUUUGUCUCAUAUCCAGAGGCACAUUGUGUAAAGGUUUUCAGUGAUAAUGGAAUGUUCCUGUACGAUAUCGGAGCUAAAGGGUCCAAGCGAGAGAAGCUGGGCAAACCACUGGGGCUCGCCAUGGACAGGUUUAACAAUCUUGUGGUUUGUGACAGUAACAAAAGCCGUCUGCAAGUGUACAAACCAGACGGAAGGCACGUUGCCACAAUAGAGGGAGAGAACUCUCAGCUGGUAUCUCCUCAAUUUGUUGCUGUCUCCAAGGAUGGCCACUUGUUUGUUACCGAUUCAGGAUGCAAAAGCGAAGAAUUGUUUCACCUUGAUGCCGAACAGUCUUGUAUUCAUAUUUUUUAUUGA
Porites evermanni is the source of this 2235-nucleotide messenger RNA. The record is from the annotation of a GenBank genome assembly. NCBI's taxonomy places the organism in Eukaryota, Metazoa, Cnidaria, Anthozoa, Scleractinia, Poritidae.